Heterostelium album PN500 is the source of this 273-nucleotide messenger RNA. RefSeq names its product cystatin A3 (gene cpiC). Gene Ontology annotation, molecular function: cysteine-type endopeptidase inhibitor activity. Bases 1 to 273 code for a protein of 90 amino acids. The record is from RefSeq and is a predicted model, not a curated record. NCBI's taxonomy places the organism in Eukaryota, Evosea, Eumycetozoa, Acytosteliales, Acytosteliaceae. The transcript has 2 exons. Gene Ontology annotation, cellular component: cytosol.
AUGUUGGGAUCAAUCAAGCCACACGAAGUCGAUGCUGAAGUCAUCGCCGCUGUCAACGCCGUCAGAGCUGACUCAAAGUUGGCCGCCAUCCAAGGUUCAUUCGUUCCAGUCCAAGCUGGUAGCCAAGUUGUUGCUGGUACCAACUACUUUGUCAAGGUUGAGGUUAAUGGUGGAUUCGUUCAUCUUCGUAUUUUCAAGGCUUUGAACGGUGAAUACUCACUCCACUCCAUCCAAGAAGGAAAGACCCUCGAAGAACCAAUCACCUACUUCUAA